Molecule: messenger RNA, 5852 nt
Organism: Acipenser ruthenus (sterlet)
Lineage: Eukaryota; Metazoa; Chordata; Actinopteri; Acipenseriformes; Acipenseridae
Product: death-associated protein kinase 1-like
Exons: 26
Coding region: 395-4687 (1430 amino acids)
Biological process (GO): positive regulation of apoptotic process; positive regulation of canonical NF-kappaB signal transduction; protein phosphorylation
Cellular component (GO): nucleus; cytoplasm
Molecular function (GO): TIR domain binding; protein serine/threonine kinase activity; ATP binding
Source: RefSeq, a predicted model, not a curated record
GCUGACUGUGCAUUUCUCCUGGGUAACCGCACUGUGCUGCCGCCUUGUGCCCAAAACACACUAUCCAGCAGGACUGUGUGUAAGAUUACAUUGAACACAAGCAGUUAGAACGCCACAACACUUACACAGACAUUGUUACAACCCUCCCAUUUCCUGCAAUAUUGGGUUUGUUUUUUUUAAUUUUUUUUUAAAUGUCUUCUUAAAAUAAUACACAUUGAAACCCUGGCUUCUAGGCAACUCCGCCUUACCUGGAAAAUCACCGCGUUUGGGAACAAACAAAGAUUAAAUAUGCGUGGGAUUCAGUUAAAACACAUCGAGAGGGAGAUAGAGGUGGGCUGUUGAAACUGGGAGCUGUUGAUCUGGGAAACCAAGAACUGGCAAAGCGGCUCCCAACAUGACUGUAUUUAAUCAAGAGAAUGUUGAAGACUAUUAUGAAAUUGGCGAGGAGCUCGGCAGUGGGCAGUUUGCUGUAGUAAAAAAAUGUCGGAAAAAAAAUCAAGACCUGGAAUAUGCUGCAAAAUUCAUAAAGAAGCGCCGGACAAAGUCCAGCCGGCGAGGGGUCACCAAAGAAGACAUUGAACGGGAAGUCAGCAUAUUAAAAGAGAUCCAGCAUCCGAACGUCAUCACACUGCAUGACGUGUAUGAGAAUAAAACAGACGUCAUUUUAAUUCUCGAGCUCGUGGCAGGUGGGGAACUUUUUGAUUUUCUUGCUGAAAAGGAAUCCUUGACUGAGGAAGAAGCUACUGCAUUUCUCAAGCAAAUCCUUGAUGGAGUUCAGUACCUGCAUUUAAAGCACAUCGCUCACUUUGAUCUGAAGCCUGAAAACAUCAUGCUGCUAAACAGAAAUGUGCCCCAUCCUCGCAUUAAACUCAUUGACUUUGGAUUGGCUCACAAAAUUGAUUUUGGCAAUGAUUUUAAAAACAUCUUUGGAACGCCAGAAUUUGUAGCUCCAGAAAUAGUGAAUUAUGAGCCUCUUGGCCUAGAAGCAGAUAUGUGGAGUGUUGGUGUGAUAACAUAUAUUCUUUUGAGUGGAGCAUCGCCUUUCCUGGGUGACAGCAAGCAAGAAACGCUAGCAAAUGUAUCUGCUGUUAAUUACGAAUUUGAAGAAGAGUUCUUUAGGAAAACUAGUGGGCUGGCUAAAGAUUUUAUAAGAAGGCUUCUGGUAAAAGAUCCAAAAAAGAGAAUGACAAUUCAAGAUAGUUUGGAGCAUCCGUGGAUCAAGCCCAAAGAUACACAGCAAGCACUCAGCAGAAAGGAAUCUGCAGUAAAUAUGGAAAAAUUCAAGAAAUUUGCAGCCCGAAGAAAAUGGAAGCAGUCGGUGCGCUUAAUCUCACUGUGCAAUCGGCUGUCAAGAUCAUUCCUGUCCAGAAGUAAUAUGAGUGUUGCAAGGAGUGAAGACACCCUGGAUGAGGAAGAUUCCUUUGUAAUGAAAGCAAUCAUUCAUGCCAUCAAUGAUGAUAAUGUCCCCGGAUUACAGCAUUUACUUGGAUCACUGCCAAGUUAUGACAUUAACCAACCUAACAAGCACGGAACACCUCCAUUGCUUACAGCAGCUGGCUGUGGGAAUAUUCAGAUGCUUGAUUUGCUCAUGAGAACAGGAGCACAAAUCCACGCAAAAGACAAGUCUGGCUCAAAUGCUGUUUAUUAUGCAUCCAGGCAUGGUCAUGUGGAAACCUUAAAAUUCCUGAAUGAAAUGAAGUGUCCUCUGGAUGUUCAAGAUAAGUCUGGAGAAACUGCUCUUCAUGUAGCUGCCCGAUAUGGAAACCUGGACGUGGUUCAGUAUCUCUGCAGUAUUCAAGCCAAUCCUAACCUUCGAGACCGGGAGCAAGAAACCCCUUUGCACUGUGCUGCUUGGCACGGGUAUUACUCUGUUGCCAAAGCUCUCUGUGAAGCUGGGUGUGAAGUGAACUUUAAAAAUAAAGAAGGGGAGACCGCACUCCUUACAGCAUCGGCCAGAGGAUACCGGGAUAUUGUGGAAUGCCUGGUGGAACACGGUGCUGACCUUGAUUCAACAGACAAGGAUGGGCAUAUUGCCCUCCACCUUGCUGUCAGAAGAUGUCAGAUAGAAGUGGUGAAGUGCCUGAUCAGUCACGGCUGUUAUGUGGAUGUACAGGAUCGACAUGGCAACACACCCCUGCAUAUUGCCUGCAAAGAUGGCAAUGUUCCCAUUGUCUUGUGUCUCUGUGAUGCAAAAUGUAAUCUGGAUAUCCCAAAUAAAUAUGGAAGAACGCCACUACACUUGGCAGCUAACAACGGAGGCCUUGAAGUUGUCCGCUAUCUUUGUCUUGCUGGUGCCAACGUAGAUGCCGUAACUGCAGAUGGAAAGACUGCAGAAGACCUUGCAAGAAGUGAACAUCAUGAGCAUAUAUCCAGCUUGCUUGGGAAGCUUAAAAAGGAUGCACACAAAGGAAUUUACAUUCAGCAGCUCCGCCAUACUCAGAACCCACAACCAAGGAUAAAGCUGAAACUAUUUGGGAACUCUGGUUCAGGAAAAACGACACUACUCGAGUCCCUUAAGUGUGGUCUUCUAAGGAGUUUCUUCAGGAGACGACGGCCCAGGCUGUCCUCUACCAAUUCCUCCAGAUUUCCACCGUCUCCCUCGUCAAAACCCUCAGUUUCAGUGAGUAUUAUGAACCUCUAUCCCGGCUGUGAAAAUGUCAGCGUCAGGAGUCGCAGUAUGAUGUUUGAACCCAGCUUAACGAAAGGAGUCCUGGAGGUUUUCUCACCUUCAAAUAAUUCCCACUCCACUUCUGACGACCAGUCGACCAAAGCCAUUGAUGUACAAAAUGGCAACAUAAAUGGAGUAGGUGAUUUUAGUGUGUGGGAGUUUGCUGGCAAUCCUGUCUAUUACUGCUCUUAUGACUACUUUGCUGCAAAUGAUCCCACUGCAGUCCACGUUGUAGUUUUCAGCUUGGAGGAACCCUAUGAAACUCAGCUCAAUCAAGUGACUUUCUGGCUUAACUUCCUUAAAUCCUUGAUCCCACCAGAGGAACUUACAGCAUUUGGUGGGAAGAUCAAAAAUCCAUUGAGAGUUGUGCUUGUGGCCACACAUGCUGAUAUUGUGAAUUUGCCUCGUGCGUUUGGAGGGGAGUUUGGGUAUGAUAAGGACAUUUCAUUACUGAAGGAGGUCAGAAGCAGGUUCGGGAAUGAUCUGCUGAUAUCUGACAGACUAUUUGUUCUGGAUGCAGGAGCCUCGGGGUCUAAAGACAUUAAGCUACUCAGAAACCACCUACAGGAACUUAGAAAUCUUCUUAUUUCAGCUUGUCCCCCAAUGACACUACUUUGUGAGAAAAUCAUUUCAACGCUCCCUUCCUGGAGGAAAGUGAAUGGUCCAAACCAGCUGAUGUCCUGGCAGCAGUUUGUUUUUGAUGUUCAAGAACAAAUUAAUCCUUUAAUCAGUGAAGAUGACCUACGGGAGAUAGCCUUCCAGUUGCACAGCAUGGGAGAGAUUAAUAUAAUGCAAAGUGAGACCAUCCAAGACGUGGUUCUCCUGGAUCCUCGGUGGCUUUGCACCAGUGUGCUCGGGAAAAUCCUCGCUAUUGAGAACCCAAAGGCCAUACACCAUUACAGAGGACGCUACAGAAUAGAGGAGAUCCAGAGCCUGGUGUCGGACAGCGAUGUGGAUGAACUGAUCCAGAUUUUGGAUGCUAUGGAUAUCUGUGCCAGGGAUUUAAGUAACCCAACAAUGAUUGAUAUUCCUGCUCUGAUUAAAACAAACGGCCUGAACAGAUCCUGGACGGGGGAUGAUGAGGAAGAUGAAGUUUUGGUCUAUGGAGGAGUUCGUAUUGUUCCUGUGGAGCAUCUUACCCCUUUUCCAUGUGGCAUCUUUCAUAAACUGCAAGUGAAUCUGUGCCGGUGGAGCCACCAGAAGCCAGAGGGAGAUGAUAUUCGAUUAUGGACAAAUGGAAUCAAACUAUCGCAUGGAGGGGCAGAUGUCAUGAUCUUGCUGGUCAACCAUGGACAAGGUAUUGAGGUCCAGGUGAGAGGACUGGACACAGAAAAGAUGAAGUGUUACCUGCUUUUGGAUUUAAUAUGCAGCAUUAUUGAUAACCUGAUAGCAACAACUUUGCCAGGACUUCUUACGGUAAAAUAUUACCUCAGCCCCCAGCAGCUAAGGGAACAUCAUGAGCCAAUAAUGAUCUAUCAACCUAGAGACUUUUUCAGGGCUCAGACACAAAAAGAAGCAUCCCUUGCAAACACAAUGGGGGGUUACAAAGAGAGCUUUAACAGCAUUCUGACUUUUGGGUGCACGGAUGUUUACUAUCAAGGAAAUCUCGGCAUGGAUAUACACAUAUCAGAGAUGUGUCUUUUGACUAGGAGAAAACUUAGUCGCCUUUUGGACCCACCAGAUUCAAUGGGCAAAGAUUGGUGCCUCUUGGCCAUGAACUUGGGUCUUACUGAUCUUGUUGCUAAAUACAGCACGAACAAUGGAACACUGAAAGAGGUUGGAUUCCAUCCCAGCCCAACGUCUGCUCUUAUACAGGAGUGGAGUGGCAGUCCUGAAAGCACUAUCGGGAUUCUCAUUACAAAGCUGAGAGAACUGGGCCGCAGAGAUGCAGCGGACUUCCUCAUGAAAUCAUCCGCUGUUUUCAAAGUUAUCCUGGAAGCUAAUGGCCAAGAAGCUUAUGCGUCAAGCUGCAAUGGAGGAACGUCCUAUAAUUCCAUUAGCUCAGUCGUAUCUCGAUAAAAUGAAAGCAGUAUGGUGAAAUGAAUGUGCAAUCUCAAUAGACUUCUAACGUUAACCUGUUUUUGGUUGUUGCUGAUAGGAUUGGAACUCUAGAAUUUGCUUUCCUAAAUAAGGGAGCUAACCUGAAUUAGUAUGCUUUUAUGUACUUUCACACCCCUUCCCCCCUUUUUUAAAGUUUAUACUUGUGUUUUGUUUUUUUUAUUUUUCUGGCUGUCUUAAAUGGUGGAGGAACACUUUUAUUAGCACUGUUUGUAUUUUUGAACGCAAAUAUAUAACACUGCCAUUUUGAUACUGUCUUUCCAUUUGAUAGGCGUUCCUUAAUUAUUGUGUUUGGCAUAUGGUUAAACUUCCCUUAACAAAGAUAGUAUUACAAGCUUGCUUUUUACACUUUGUAUAAUUGUAUUUGCUAAAUACUGUGUGUUAUAAAGUUACAAUAAUAAAAUGUGUAUGCCUGGCAGAACGUAUUACUACAGUAUAUUGUGUUUAAAAAACAUCUGCAAGUGCCUUCUUAUGUGAUGGUUUAUGUGAAAUAGCAGUUACUUAUUUUGUUGAGUACCACCCUAUAUAGAAAUAUAUAAAUAAAUACAUGGAAGAAACACUCGUUUUUACACCAAAAGGGUGUGCUACAAAUGGAGGUAUUUCUAAUUGCUUGUCCAGCCCCAUCAUUGAAGGGGUGCUUACUGAAUUGCUUCCGUGUUAUUAGACCGGUCUUUUUUUAAUACUGUUUUUUUGUUGUUGUUUUUUGUUAACAAUAUUGCAGGAAUAUUUAAAAGAUUUCAGAUGAAUUGUAAAUGUAUAAAGUUAAUUAUACAUGUAUAAAGGUAAUUAAAAUGAAGCAUUUGACUAUAAAGAUAAAUCCCAAUUUUAGUGUGUCCCUAUCCAGAAUAAUGUGAUGGGUUCCUUUUAUUGUGUGUGUUUGUUUGUUUUGUUUUGUUUUUACACAGAUUGACUUCACUUGUUUGAUUUUGUGUCUCGGUUCACUAUGUAAAGUAUCAGAAAGAAAAGGGAAAGAAGUCUAUUUAAAACAACAUGUACAGUCAUUACUUUGCACAAUUGUUCUAUUUAUAUAUUAUGUUCUUUUAAGCAUGUCUUGGAAUGCAAUGUUCUUAAUACUUUCUUAAACUUUAUAUACUAGUAAUAUUUUAUAAUAAAUUGUUUAAUUGAG